Molecule: messenger RNA, 1460 nt
Organism: Amoebophrya sp. A120
Lineage: Eukaryota; Dinophyceae; Syndiniales; Amoebophryaceae
Source: the annotation of a GenBank genome assembly
AUGGGAGUGCACAACUCGUCCCCCUCCGCAUCAUUUGUCAUGCAAAAGCCCAAAUCCAAGUGCUUCCUUGUUGUAUUCUUUGCAUCCGGAACAACCCCAGACAGUACUACACUAGGCGCACGAAUAAUGUCAAUUCGUCAUCCACAGGCUCCACGUGUGCUCGUGUUUGUAUUGCUGUUCAUGCAAUACAAAUCAGGAGAAGGUGGAGUUGUGCACUCUCAUAAGCUGCGGGUGCGGAACAGUACGGGCGGUGAAGUGUCCUUCAAGAUCAAGAAGCAUUCGACUUUGAAAAAACUGAUGGAGGCCUACUGCCAGCGGAUCGGCACCUAUGAAAGUGCACAAGUAGAAGUAGUUUCAUCUCUCCCCUCAAACCAUCAAGAUGUCAUCUGAAGAAGCAGGCACGAACAAGCGAAACACAGACAGAAUCAGUAUCAGUUCAGUAUAUAGCAUCUGCAUGACAAACAGCACGUAGCCGCCGGGUACUUACGAAAAAAUCGUCAUACAUCAUUGCGUUUCUGCAUGACAACGGAGGAAGAGGUAAACUGGUUGUGCAGUCUCAUAGCCUGCGCAUUGGCGAGGUGCGUUUUAUGGUCGAUGGGGAGCGGGUGGGCGAAAACGACACCCCGGAUGCGCUCGGCUUUAUGCAAUGCAAAUGUAUAAUCUGGUGCUGGAAGAUGAGAGCAAACUUCAACUUGUGAUGCUAGCUUUGGACAAUGCCAAAAAUCUGUAUUCUUGUGUCAGCAAGAGAUACAGAAACAGCCUGGCUUCUGCAACAUGGAAGGCGCGUUUCUCAUGCACGACCCGGAUAGUACGCAUUAAAAAAGAGAUUAAAACAAGCCUUCGGUGGAAGAAGAUCUUUGAUGCUAGGAGAUGCCAUGUAUUACAAACAUCCUCGACGAGAGAAGUCGAUGUGGUCAUGGCAACCAUCUGCUUGCUUCAUCUUCCACAAGUGACUACUGAGACUACAUAUUUGCACUGCAUAGUCGUGCACGACGACGACUUGAUUGACGUUGCGGUAGAACAGACAGGCGGCGGCUUUCCGUCGACGACCCAGCGACAAGACGGCGGGCGGAUUUGAAGAUUUUGAGCAAAUAAACAGAGCGGAUUCAACAAUUUUUUGCAACGAGGACUACUGCUUAUUGAGACUACUUACUCCGCGAAAUACAACAAUACUGCUCGAGGAACUACCAGAAUUCGGGAGAAGAAAGCCCACACUCCUGUGAGGAUGAAACUACCACGCUGUGAGAAGUGUUGGGAACAAUUACAAUAAGCCACGACAACUGCAAAAUAAAGAGGAGCAAAAUUACGGAGGCCUUCUGGUGGACACACACGUUCGUUGUCGUGAUAGUGCUACUUAGAUCGCCCACCCCCCGCGGGGGCUCCCUCUGGAGAAAAAACCGAUGAUAUAAUUUGCAUUCCUUUUUUCACAAGAAUCACUUUGUACCACGCGACACAAAUAU